Molecule: messenger RNA, 1927 nt
Organism: Ziziphus jujuba (common jujube)
Lineage: Eukaryota; Viridiplantae; Streptophyta; Magnoliopsida; Rosales; Rhamnaceae
Product: acetylornithine aminotransferase, mitochondrial
Exons: 3
Coding region: 229-1626 (465 amino acids)
Biological process (GO): arginine metabolic process
Cellular component (GO): chloroplast stroma
Molecular function (GO): transaminase activity; pyridoxal phosphate binding; identical protein binding
Source: RefSeq, a predicted model, not a curated record
ACGAUGACCUUUGAAUGAAAAAAUAAAAAAAAAGAAAAAAAAUUCAAAACUGUGGCCUCGUACAGCACACUUUUGUUUACUAGCAGCUGAUUGCUAACAUGGCCGCCAAGUAAUGUACUCUAUAAAUUGCGAGAUUCUCGUUUUCCUAAUUUUCCUGCAUUUUCUCUCCAGCCAAGCAGCCACUCCACCGCCUAAAAACCCGAGAAAGAAAACAUUUUGGGUCCGAAAAUGAGCUCCCUUUACGUUUCUCUAAAGACUCCCAUUUCUCAAUCGAGCUGUCUCCGCCGCCGGUUCAAUCUUGGUCGAGAACCGUCGCAGCUCUGCCGAAUCAACGGUCAGAGGGCGCCGACUACGUGCGUUAGCGUGGGGGUGGAAGCACCGGAGAAUGCGGGGAAGAAAUUAGGGUUUUUGACGAGCAAGGAGGUGAUUGAGGCGGAGGCAAAGUAUCUGGUGGGUACGUAUGCGAGAGCUCCGGUAGCAGUGGUGAGUGGCAAAGGUUCUAAACUGUAUGAUGUCGAAGGGAGAGAGUAUUUGGAUUUGAGUUCUGGGAUUGCGGUGAACGCGCUUGGCCAUGGAGAUGAAGAUUGGCUCAAGGCAGUGAUUGAGCAGGCCAAUACGCUCACUCAUGUCAGCAAUAUCUACUAUUCCCUCCCUCAGGUAGAGCUUGCAGAGCGUCUUGUAGCUUCUUCUUUUGCUGAUCGUGUGUUUUUUACAAAUUCCGGAACAGAAGCAAAUGAAGCAGCUAUUAAGUUUGCAAGAAAGUUUCAACGAAACUUGCAUCUUGAUGUAAAAAGGCCAGCCACAGAAUUCAUAGCUUUCUCUAAUUGCUUUCAUGGCAGGACCAUGGGUGCUCUUGCUUUGACAAGCAAAGAGCAUUAUAGAUCACCUUUCGAGCCUGUCAUGCCCGGAGUGACAUUUGUAGAGUAUGGAAAUAUACAAGCUACAAAAGAAUUGAUUCAACGAGGUAAAACUGCAGCGGUUUUUGUGGAACCCAUUCAGGGUGAAGGUGGCAUAUAUAGUGCAACAAAGGAAUUUCUGCAAUUUUUACGUGCUGCUUGUGAUGAAGCUGGGGCUCUUCUGGUGUUUGAUGAGGUUCAAUGUGGUUUGGGCAGAACUGGUUACCUAUGGGCCCAUGAAGCUUAUGGUGUAUUCCCAGAUAUAAUGACACUAGCCAAGCCUCUAGCUGGUGGCCUACCCAUUGGAGCUGUACUGCUGACUGAAAGGAUUGCUUCAGCCAUAGCUUAUGGCGAUCAUGGAAGCACUUUUGCUGGUGGACCCCUGGUCUGCAAUGCUGCUCUUGCUGUACUAGAUAAGAUCUCAAAACCUGAUUUCCUGAGCAGCGUCUCCAAGAAAGGUUUCCACUUCAAAGAGAUCUUGAAGCAGAAACUGGGAGGGAACCCACAUGUGAAAGAAAUACGUGGUCCUGGAUUGAUCAUCGGAAUCGAGUUGGAUGUAUCUGGUUCACCGGUUGUGGAUGCAUGUCGAGAAUCUGGUCUUCUAGUUUUAACUGCGGGAAAAGGUAAUGUAGUGAGGCUUGUACCUCCAUUGAUCAUAACAGAGGAUGAGCUUAGUCAAGCAGCUGAUAUUUUGUACCAAGCCUUGCUUGUGCUAGAUGAAAAAAAGUAGGCUCAACUUAGGAGGAGAUAAAGGGAUUUGAAGCAUUUAGUAAGAAAAAUAAAAAAAAAUAAUAAAAUUAGGGUGUUUUGCUUCUGAAUCUUCGGACCUGUAUUGGCAUCAACUGUAGGUCUUGUAGUUCAGUCUGAAGUUAAUGAUAGAGGAGGUUGUUUAUCGUAGCAAGGCCACAAUUUGGUGGUAUAAUCCUUUCAAAAACUCAUUGUAUCUCUUUGAAUUUCAAGUAUCUAGUUAAUGUUAUUGUGAAGUACAAUGCCAUGGUUUAUGAGGUAAUUUAUUCUCUUCUUGGACAUUA